Orbicella faveolata is the source of this 830-nucleotide messenger RNA. Its product is annotated as clustered mitochondria protein homolog. Gene Ontology annotation, cellular component: cytoplasm. The record is from RefSeq and is a predicted model, not a curated record. NCBI's taxonomy places the organism in Eukaryota, Metazoa, Cnidaria, Anthozoa, Scleractinia, Merulinidae. Gene Ontology annotation, molecular function: protein binding; mRNA binding. Gene Ontology annotation, biological process: intracellular distribution of mitochondria; organelle organization.
GCUAAAAUCUAUACCCUAUUCACGACCAAAACGGCUGAAAAACCAUACCCUUUGGAUCCGCACAUAGCUAUAUAGCCCAUACAAGGGAGUACCCUCCCCCCGCCCCGCACCUUGGGAGCAUACUUGCACAUGCCAGACUGCGCGAUUAUUUGGUGUGUGUUACAUGAUAGGUUACUUCACCGCUGACACACCUCCAGCCUGUUGCGUAAUCCCAGUAGUGGACGGGCUGGCGUGGAGACCACGAGGGUGAUGCAAGGGUGAAGGAGUAAUAUACGACGACGGGAUAAACGGACGAUUCUAUCUCAUGAACCUCCACAACCAACCAUAUUCUGUCUCUGAACUUUAAGAUAGUAACUACUGAUUUCUGUUGUCGUCCAUUGACAGAGGAAGGGUGAAAGAAUUCUUCAAUCACCGUGUUUUAUUUGGUUUUUGUUAGUUUGGGAAAAAAAAAAUGCCGGCUGUGACGGGUCGCAUCGACGAGGAGAACGUGACUGAAGGCACAGGAAAAUUACACUGCCCUCAUAUGCGAGAGAACACAGACCCCGACACACCACAGAUAGAAGAAAAGAAAGAAAAAGAAAUCAAAGAGCAGGCUACUCAAUUGGACGAGACAGGAACUAAAGAUAAUGUUAUUCAGUCUGGAACAGUUAAUUUGCAUUUUUUGAUUCCUGGGACUAGUGAACCCAUUUCUGCCACAGUAAGUGUAUUGUGUCUCUCUUUGCCUGUGGUUUUUCUGUGUGAGAGGUAUCUUGUCUGUAUUGAUGAUUGGAGAGUUCAUUUAGAGACAUCUGUGUAAUUACUGAACUCAGUGCUAUACCUGACCACAGCAA